AUGGCUGAGCGACUUGAAGACAGAAGUAAUGAGAACAAGAUGACGAUAAAAAAUCUAGGUGUCUAUUUAGUUUUAAUACUUGUCAGUGUUAACCAAAUAAAGUGUAGUGACGAAAAUGAAAUGACAAAACGAAUGAAGAUCCUAGAAAGUGUUUCUGGAAGAUUGUUCAGUGAUGUUUAUCAAAACGGUACAUUCCGAACUGGUAAUUUGCUGUGGGACAACAUUUUAAAUAAAUGUACGGUAUCGCCAUCAGUGAGUUGUUUGCAAAAGAAUGUGUAUUCGUUCCUUGACGAUACGUUGGGGAUGAACGGUGAUGUGGAAGUGGCCAGUGGUGUGUGUUUUAAGAAAAAUAAUGUGGAUAUCCACAAGUAUACCAAGGAGGCUAACACGAUCUACCUCACGGGAAGUACGGGAGAGGAAUCAAAGGGAAGAUAUAUCGACAAGGAUCAAGAAAAUGAAAUCGAUAAUGAAGAAUCAGGUGAGUUUUACAAAGUACCUUCUUAA
Messenger RNA from Arctia plantaginis, 504 nucleotides. Lineage: Eukaryota; Metazoa; Arthropoda; Insecta; Lepidoptera; Erebidae. The record is from the annotation of a GenBank genome assembly.